Messenger RNA from Colius striatus (speckled mousebird), 3388 nucleotides. It is a transcript of the gene ABHD5, whose product is annotated as abhydrolase domain containing 5, lysophosphatidic acid acyltransferase. Gene Ontology annotation, cellular component: lipid droplet. The transcript has 7 exons. The record is from RefSeq and is a predicted model, not a curated record. NCBI's taxonomy places the organism in Eukaryota, Metazoa, Chordata, Aves, Coliiformes, Coliidae. Gene Ontology annotation, biological process: negative regulation of triglyceride storage; positive regulation of triglyceride catabolic process. The coding region runs from base 49 to 1176 and encodes 375 amino acids.
GGGAAUGACGCAGGCGGCGGGCGGGCAGGCGGGAGGGAGGAGCCCGUGAUGGCCGGUGCUGGUGCCGUCGCGCUGUCCCUCGCUACAUUGCCGGCCGUCGCUGCCCCUGCUCCGCUGCCAGCUCCCGGCCGCCGUGCCGCCGCCAUGGCCGAGGAGGAGACUUCCAGCGAAGGGUUAGGAUGGUUAUUCAGCUGGCUUCCUGCCUGGUGUCCCACAUCACUGCUACACCUUAAAGAAGCUGAGGACAAAAUGCUAAAAUGUAUUGCAAGUGUAUACAAUAAACGAUACGUGUAUAUAUCUAAUGGAAAUAAACUAUGGACACUGACAUUCUCUCCCGACCUUUCACAUAAAACACCACUUGUUCUCCUGCAUGGAUUUGGAGGAGGUGUUGGACUGUGGGCUCUCAAUUUUGAAGAUCUCUGUGAGAACAGGACCGUUCAUGCUUUCGACCUCUUGGGGUUUGGACGGAGCAGUAGACCACACUUUGACACUGAUGCUCGGGAAGCAGAAAAUCAGUUUGUGGAAUCCAUAGAAGAAUGGAGAAAGGAGGUGGGAUUAGAAAAAAUGAUUUUACUUGGACACAACCUCGGUGGAUUCCUGGCUGCUGCUUACUCAUUGAAGUACCCAUUGAGGGUCAAACAUCUUAUCUUAGUGGAGCCAUGGGGUUUUCCAGAGAGGCCUGACAAUGCGGAACACGAAAGACCGAUUCCCAUCUGGAUCAAAGCACUAGGAGCUAUAUUGAGUCCAUUUAAUCCAUUGGCUGGGCUAAGGAUAGCAGGACCCUUUGGAUUAAGCCUUGUUCAGCGUUUAAGACCAGAUUUCAAGCGAAAAUAUUCAUCCAUGUUUGAUGAUAACACUGUGGCUGAAUAUAUCUAUCACUGCAAUGUACAGUCACCCAGUGGUGAAACAGCAUUCAAGAACAUGACUAUUCCUUAUGGAUGGGCAAAAAGGCCGAUGCUGCAACGAAUUCCACAAAUGGAUCAAGACAUUCCUAUCACAGUGGUCUAUGGAGCACGUUCAUGUAUAGAUGGCAAUUCUGGCAGCACUAUCCAGUCUCUGAGACCAAAUUCCUAUGUGAAGACAAUAGCUAUCCUUGGUGCAGGUCAUUAUGUAUAUGCUGAUCAACCUGAAGACUUCAACCAGAAAGUGAAAGAAAUCUGUGAUUCUGUGGACUGACUGUCUUCUGUGCUUUAGAAAGUCAGGCUGUAGGUAGGGUUUAAUAGCAAUACUCUCAAGGAAAUCACUAAAGAAUGUGGAGCUAAUGGAACAGGCUCUGUUUGCACACUGUUUCUUCUAAAAAGCCAUUUGCACAUUUAAACCACUUAGUGCCUUUGGGGGGUUGAAUAGGGAGAUUUGAAGCAAACUUUGUACAACUUUUUUUGAGAUUGAUCUUUAGAUUAUUGGCUUGUCAUACAUGAAAUUACAUACAACUUUUUAAACUGGAAUUUUCUUUCAAGUGUAAUUGAAUUUUGCACAUGUCGAACUACUAGAGAUGCUGAUUCUCCACUAACACAGAGAACUAUUGAUAUAGAUUCAAUGUAUAAAAUGCAAUUUGGUUUCUUUAUAAACAUUCAUAUUUCUUAGUUGAUGUUUCAUAGUAAGAAUAUGAAAUUGCUUGUGCAUUUUAUAGUUGGAAUGCAGAACUCCAUAUACAAUAUUGUAAGAGGGUGUUUUUAGUUUGUGGGAGGUUUUUUUAUUGGAGUGAUACCAGCUUAUGAAGCUGAUUUCGGGAGAAAGAGAGGGCCAAAAUAAUGAGCAGUGUCUGUCACUGAAAUAUGUGUGUUGGUUUGUAAGGAAUUGGGGCUCAAUAUUAGGAAAUCUUUCUUCUGUUUUUCCAUCUGUGCAACUUUUACGGAAGGCUCGUUUGUAAGAGCUGAUGAUGUCACCAGCACUCAUCCUUCCUUAGAUAUUUUGAGAUGUAGAUUUCAGUGAUUUAAAAUACAGAUGAUGGCUUGGUAGUUACUCCAUCUAUUUUUAAACACUUUCCUUCAAGAUUUCUUGCUAACCUAACAAUUGUAGAUACGUUGACAAGAUUUUCAUAAAGGUUAGGGAAUGGCCAUCUGGAUAAUGAGCAUAAUUCCUUUUUUCUUUACGUAGAAAACGUAGUUCACUUUUUACUAAAUUCAGGGUGGUAGAGAGGCAGAGGGAGAAUAGUCAUGUUCUCUGAUUGGGAACUACAACGGGUUAGAGUAUUUUAGUUUAAAAAGCAGCCUUGUUAUAGGAAGGGUUAUUACUGGAAUGAACAAUAAUACCACUGUAACAAAUUCUGUGUUUUGGACAUUCUUUAUAUGAUUAUGUACUUUAAUUAGGUAUUUGAGUAUGAGAGAUAAUCUGGUCUCUGCAUCUUUUUGAAGUUUUCUUCACAUGCUUAGUAAAUUAUAUUGAAGAAAAUACUUUGUCACUUUAAAGCCAAAUUAUGUGGUGGUUUGUUUUUUAACAAGUUUACAUAAAACUGUUGAUCUGCUUUUGAAUAUUAAAUUGACUACUGAGGAGUUCCUGAUACUUUUAUACAUAAAGAAUUGGAAUUAACGAUAGCCCCGUCUUAAAGCUUGAGUGAAAUUCUGUAAGCUUUUCUUUCUUCAACUAUGGAAUUGUUGCACAUAUUUAUGAUGUGGAAAGUAAAGAUACCUAAAAUAUUCAGGAAAUACUCUGAUUAUGUUCCCAGCCAAACAUAAUCUCUCUCCUUCUGAAGGAGAUAUUUAUCUAUAUGGUGCUCUGUAAACAUUAAACAGUCUUUGUGACUGUCUUGAUUGGUAGCACUUAAUAUCUAACAAGCUAAAGAUUUUAACUGAGCUGUUGUAUGAAAUGACUUUUUCAAUUACCAGAUGACAGAUUUUUUAAAAAAUUAAAAAAUGGGUUAUUUGCUAAAGUCUUGUUCAAAAUGGAACAUGAGAGUAUCAAGUAUAUUUUUUUUAAUAUAAGCUAUAAAUUAUCAGUCAUGCCACUGUUUGGGUGGAUGCCUUCAGUAUGUGUUUUUUCACCCUAUUCAGUGUCUUAAUUUGUAUUUAUCAACUUAAACAGCCGUUUUAAUUGUGUUAAAAAUGCAAAAAUACAUUCUGAGUCUCCUCUAAAUAACAAAAGGUGAAGCAAACUAUUGGUAUGUUCAGAUAGCACUUACUGAUGGGAAUUCCAGAUUCCACAGCAGAAGAGGGAGGUAAGGGUAAAAAUCGCACACUGAACGUGAAUAUUGGUUUUAAUAUCCCUUGCUUAUUGCUUAAGGUUUGUACAACGGAAAAAUGAUCUUAGGUAUUUUGUUUGAUUAAUGUAAAGACAUGAUGUUGCUGUGGUAAAAAUUGUGUGUAAUUAAGCACUGGGAAUCAAGAAUAAUUGGUAAGUUAAGCUAAACCAUCCAAAACAUAUUAAAAAUACAGUAAUGCCUAUUUUCAAA